Messenger RNA from Hemisphaericaspora subhashii, 2367 nucleotides. RefSeq lists its product as uncharacterized. The transcript has a single exon. The record is from RefSeq and is a predicted model, not a curated record. NCBI's taxonomy places the organism in Eukaryota, Fungi, Ascomycota, Pichiomycetes, Serinales, Debaryomycetaceae. The coding region runs from base 1 to 2367 and encodes 788 amino acids.
AUGAAAGAAGACUUAGAAAGCAUCCACGCUGAAGCACCAAAUCCACCAUCAACCAAUGCCCAUCCCGUCACCGACAAAAAUGAAAAAAAAGAUGAAAAAAAAACUGGUACAGACACGACCAACAAAUCUUGGGCUCAAACCUUGGCUGCAAACGGGGGUAAAAACAUUAGAAAACUAGUACCAGAUGAAAUUGACAUCUUGGGUCAUAAGGCUCAUAAACACUACAUCACUCUUGAAGCAAAAAUUGCAGAAGGUAAAACUAAAUUAACUGAGGAAGAAAUGAACAAUUACAACAAAUACAACUGUAUAAUUGCCUACGGUCAAGGACUCACUUUAAGUCAAUGGUCCACUUCCAUCGAAAAAUUGAAAGAUGUUCCAGAAGAAAUGAAAAUGGAACUUUACUCCAGAAUGGGAUCAGCCUCGAUUAAAUCAAAUGGUUUAGUCUACGAAUUUAGCCAAACCGGUAACAUCGAUGUGGAAGAAGUGAUCCAACUCUUAAGAGACCAUCUCCUAAUCAAGACUCCAGAAGUUCGUAAGAGGAACUUAAUGGACUUAAUCUCAACCAUUGAAAGCAUCAAACAAGAUCUCUUAAAUAUUGGAGAAGUUGAACAUGGGGACAACAUCUCCAUGCAGAUGGAAACGGAUAUGAAGGCUAGAUUAAGUUAUCUCCUUCACCAAAAAUGGGAGACUGAAUUAGAAACUUUGGUACACCAAGCAAUUCACAUUGCGCCAAUCGAGGGUAAUAAAGUCUUAGUGGAAAUUCUUCCAAUUAUCCCAAUGGAUCUCGCGCGUCUCAUCUACCCUAACCAAGACAAGUUAGAAUCAUAUAUUAGACGCUACUUGGAAACUUACGGAACGAUCAUUGUAGAUGAUCAAAAUGCAAUUCAAAUUACAGAAAAAGAUGAAAUCCUUCGUCAAUUGGCAAUCAUCAAAUAUAGUUUACCAAUUGCUCACGCUAAAAAUGCAGAAUGGACUCUCCCCGAGUUCUUUGUGAGAAAUUACUCCCUCAAAUCUGAGAGAAAGAAUAAGAAAUUGAAGGGGUCAUGCCCAGUUGAGAGGUUGCCACAACAUAUCAAAGAGGCGACGGAGUGGAGUAAUCCAACGAGAGAAAUGCCUUUCAAAAUGAUCCAUGCUAGCCCAUUGCCAACAAUCCCAACCUACAUGGUCCCACCAAAUUUGAAAGUAACUAGAUUUUUCCUUGUUGAGUUACCGGAAAACAAAGUUCCUGACGCGUCACGCUUCUAUUUGGAAAAUCACAAAGUUGAAAUUGUUUCCCAUUUGCAAUUUUGUGGGAGAUGCCACACAUUAGAUCACACUCGUUUCUAUUGUAGUGUCGAAUGUACCCGUUGUGGGAAAGCGGGACACAGCGGUCAUGCCCACCAUUCUUACAAGAGAAACCAACAAGAAACUGCUACGAACACAUCAUCCAAAGAGGGAUCCAACCAGCAACAACCAACUACACCAGUUAGAAUCCUCCAAAGAAACCCAUCCAGUUCCGAUUUUCAAGUAGCAAACCACCAUGGCACCUCACGCAAAACUCCACAAGCCACACAACCACCCCACCAAACCAACAUGUUUUUAAAUCUUCCACAAGAAGAAGAGAAAGAAAGUAUUGCAGAAUCAACGGAAGACAACCACUCCGAGUCAAAUACAAAUGCACCAAGUGAAUUUCUUAAGACCAAUUCCAUCCCUGCCUCAACUGAUUCCAAUGUCAAUGUUAACAGCACAUUGAACACCACUAAAAAGGUAAUCAAUACCAACACUCAAACUCAACCCAAUGAACCUAAUGCGGAAACAACUUCUAACAUUGAAUUAUCAACUGAUCAAGACAUGGAGGAUGUUGAAUCAACUUCGAACACUGAAUCAUCAAUCGAUCAAGAAAUGGAGGAUGCAGAAACCACUUUCAAACAAGUUUCUACUCCUCAAACACCCUCAAGAAGUACAAGAAGCUCAGAAAGGGUAUCUACCAAACCAAAUUCCACCCCUAGAUCACUCAAGGCUGCAUCAUCUACAAAAAUUGGCCAAAUCAGACCAACCACUUCUUCAAAAUCAUUGAAAAUUGCCGGCUCAUCUAGAUCUCACAAGGCCAUAAUCUCAACUCCUGUGAAGCCAACCAGACCAAGGAAAACUACCGCUUCUACGGACGCACCCGACAUACAAGAGGAAGUCCCAGAUCCUCAAGAUACCAGAUCUGCAAUUUUAGAGAUGGAGACCGUCAGUCAACAAACGUACCCCAUCUAUUCAGAGGAUUUCACGCAACAACAGCAACAACAACAACAAUCUAUUAUCACUGGGCCCCCAAAUGCAGAUCAAUCAGCUCAGUUUGCUUCCCAACAUUUGGAAGCACCCACCUCAAAUAAUUUAUAA